UCAACCAAGUACUGAUUAAUUUUCUGCUUUUUUGAUUCGGGAUGUUUUUUUCGAUCUUGUACAAGCGCAGUUACUCCGAACCAAUCAGAGUGAAGUUGUCCCAAGUGGGGAUAUGGACUCACGUGGAGGAGGAAAUCGCUGUCACGCGCUCAACCAAUAAACGAAUUUCUUGCCCCCACCACCUGAUCGAGCUAUACUCUCAUUGGUUCGGAGUAGAUGCUCUUGACGGAAUCGCGAGAGGCAAAAAAAAUUGCUACCCCUAUCAGUUUUCGUCACAUUCUUGAACUGGUAACACGUUUCGACUCGAUCAAUUUACAAUGGCCCCGAAAACAGCUACCCCAGUGGAGAAGAAAAGCGCCAAAGCAAUGAAGAACAUCUCCAAAGGAGACAAGAAAAAGCGCUCCAAGAAGAGGAAGGAAAGUUACGGCAUCUACAUCUACAAGGUCUUGAAGCAGGUGCACCCGGACACCGGGGUAUCCUCCAAGGCCAUGUCCAUCAUGAACAGCUUCGUCAACGACAUCUUUGAGCGCAUCGCCACUGAAGCCUCUCGCUUGGCACACUACAACAAGAGGUCGACCAUCACAUCCCGGGAGAUCCAGACGGCAGUGAGGCUUCUGCUUCCCGGUGAACUUGCCAAACAUGCCGUCUCCGAAGGCACCAAGGCAGUGACCAAGUACACCAGUUCCAAGUAAAUUCCCAACAAAACCAAUCGGCCCUUUUCAGGGCCAUCAACUAUAUACUCAUGGAACUUGCCCGUUAAUAUUCACAAAACACCUACGUUGAAAAUAGUUAAUAGUGCACUAAAUCUUUUCAUGUUUUUUUUUUGGUUGAUAAAGCGAGGAGGGGAAAAUCUUCAUAGACACCCCAGCUCUAAUCCGGUGGUAGAGUCGGAUUCACCUG
Molecule: messenger RNA, 900 nt
Organism: Copidosoma floridanum
Lineage: Eukaryota; Metazoa; Arthropoda; Insecta; Hymenoptera; Encyrtidae
Product: histone H2B-like
Cellular component (GO): nucleosome
Molecular function (GO): protein heterodimerization activity; structural constituent of chromatin; DNA binding
Source: RefSeq, a predicted model, not a curated record